Messenger RNA from Tilletiaria anomala UBC 951, 370 nucleotides. RefSeq lists its product as uncharacterized. The transcript has a single exon. The record is from RefSeq and is a predicted model, not a curated record. Lineage: Eukaryota; Fungi; Basidiomycota; Exobasidiomycetes; Georgefischeriales; Tilletiariaceae. Bases 26 to 205 code for a protein of 59 amino acids.
CCGAGGGACGAGCGUAGCUCUCGCCAUGGACUUGACGCGGUGGGUGGGCCGGAACCCCUGCAGUCCAACUAAAGCACAAAGUUGGCUUGUCCAGUGCCUGGUCCUGCCACGCUCCCGUGCACACACAUGCUCUCGCCCCGCUCCCCACUCCGCCCCGCCUCGCGGCCCUGCGCCUCGCGUUCCCACAGUGCGAGAGAGAGGGUGAUUGUCAGAGAAAAAGAUGCUCGAAUACUAUGGAAUACUAUGUAUCGAAUAGACACGGCACCCUGCUGGCCACACAAGCUUGCUUUCAUCGUCGCAGGUGGUUGAGAUGAGGGCACCGUGACCAUCCUCGACGCUUUUCACAACGCAAGACACACCACAGGCGUCC